AUGAGCUCUAUGAACGGUAUGUCGACAGCUCCUGCUAUCUGGCAGGAAGCUCGCAACGCUGAAGGAAGGGUUUAUUAUUACAAUGUGCAGACGAAGGCGACACAAUGGGCGAAGCCUGCCGAGCUUAUGACGCCGGUAGAGAGAGCUCUGUCAAACCAGCCUUGGAAAGAGUAUACUGCUGAGGGUGGCCGCAAAUAUUGGUACAACACGGAAACGAAGCAAAGCACUUGGGAGAUGCCAGAUGUUUACAAGAAUGCGCUUGCACAGGUCCAGACGGCCCCGGUACCCCCUCCAGCGGCCCCGACAUUCGUUGCUGGCAGUGUCAGUUCGUUCCCUUCCCAGCCACAGCACCGUGAUCGUGACGAUUACAAUCGCGGGUUCAACGAUCGGCGUGGUGGCUUCGGUGCGCCCGAUACAAAUGGCUUUUCUGCUCCCUCGGCACCUGCCUUUGUUGCGGCGCAAUCCGACCCGGAAUACGGCUCGCUCGAAGAGGCCGAGAGUGCUUUCAUGAAGAUGCUUAAGCGGCAUAAUGUUCAACCUGAUUGGACAUGGGAACAAACGAUGCGUACAACCAUCAAAGACCCGCAGUAUCGGGCCAUCAGAGACCCCCGUGACCGCAAGACAGCCUUUGAGAAAUACGCAGUCGAGGUUCGCAUGCAAGAGAAGGACCGAGCGAAGGAAAGAUUCGCCAAGCUCAGAGCAGAUUUCAAUAGUAUGCUAAAGACGCAUCCCGAGAUUAAGUAUUAUAGUCGCUGGAAGACAAUUCGGCCGAUCAUUGAGGGCGAAACAAUAUUCAGAUCUACUGAUGAUGAGAAUGAAAGACGACAGCUUUUUGAAGAAUACAUUAUCGAGCUCAAGAAAGCCCAUGUGGAACAGGAGGCUGUGAAGCGCAAGGCUGCGAUGGACGAACUCGUGACAAUUCUGAAGUCUAUGAACUUGGAGCCAUACACCCGCUGGUCCGAGGCGCAAAAUAUUAUUCAGAACAACAAGAGAGUUCAAACUGACGAUAAGUUUCAAACUCUGACAAAAUCUGACAUUCUUACUGCGUUUGAGAACCAUAUCAAGUCUCUUGAACGAGCAUUCAAUGAUGCUCGUCAACAACAGAAGUCUGCUAAGGCAAGAAAGGAGCGUCACAGCAGGGAGCAGUUCCAGGAAUUACUCAAGGAACUCAAGUCGAACGGCAAGAUUAAAGCUGGGAGCAAAUGGAUGAAUACCUAUCAUCUCAUCAAGGAAGAUCCUCGCUAUACAAAUAUGCUAGGCCAAUCGGGGUCUACUCCACUUGAUCUUUUCUGGGAUAUGGUUGAAGAAGAAGAACGCUCUUUGCGGGGACCUCGUAACGAUGUUUUGGAUGUUCUCGAUGACAAACGUUACGAGAUUGCCCCCAAGACGACAUUCGAAGAGUUCAACUCAGUUAUAGGCUCUGAUCGCCGGACAGCAAACAUCGAUCCAGAUAUUCUCAGACUGAUCUUUCAGCGCAUCCAAGAAAAGGCUGUCCGGCGAAAUGAGGAGGAGAAGCACGCGGCUGAUCGUCACCAGAGACGCGCAGUGGAUGCCCUGCGUUCUCGUAUGAAACGUCUGGAACCCCCUGUGCGUGUCACUGACACCUGGGACCAAGUUCGGGCUCGAGUAGAGAAGCUGGACGAGUACAAGGCCGUUGAUUCAGAUGAACUCCGCCAAGCGGCCUUUGAUAAAGUCAUCCGUCGUCUUAAAGAAAAAGAGGAUGACAUGGAUAGAGACCGCGAUAUCAGAGACCGGGAUCGGGGCAGCCGGAGAGAACACCAUGAACGUGACCAUCGCGGCAGUCGUGGUGAUAGACGGGCAGCCUCGAGCCGGCUCAGCCGCACCCCCGAGCCAGAUGCCUAUGAGGCGGACCGUCGCAAAGCCCAGGCAGAUCGUGAGCGAACUUAUAGAAAAGUCAGCGGCCUCUCACCGGUUCGGGAACGCCGAGAAGAUCGCGAACGCGAGAGGGAGAGGGAUCGGUACCGCGAACGUGACCGUGAGCGAGACCGGGACAGGGCCUCUCGACCCCUCGCCCACUAUGAGCGCGAACGUCGGGAACGAGAGGAGGAGCGUGAACGUCUCUAUCGCACCCGCGCCGACCCGCGCGGCAGUCGCGACGAGUUGGAUUAUGGUGGGGACACUCGAAGCACUGUCAGUACUGACCGUCGGCGUAGACGCGACAGUGACGCAGAAAGCGUUGCAAGUCGCUCUGCGAAGCGCCAUAGGCGAGACAGCCGUGAGAGAGAGCGCAGCAGAGGCGCAAAGCGUGACAAGGAACGAGAUCGUGUUCAUGAGCCUACUCCCAGUGAGGCCGAGGUUAGGAAGGAAGAGAAAGCGGUGCAUUCAGGCAGCGAGGAAGGGGAGAUUGAAGAGGACUAG
Messenger RNA from Penicilliopsis zonata CBS 506.65, 2379 nucleotides. RefSeq lists its product as hypothetical. Gene Ontology annotation, molecular function: protein binding; RNA binding. NCBI's taxonomy places the organism in Eukaryota, Fungi, Ascomycota, Eurotiomycetes, Eurotiales, Aspergillaceae. Gene Ontology annotation, cellular component: U2-type prespliceosome; U1 snRNP. Bases 1 to 2379 code for a protein of 792 amino acids. The record is from RefSeq and is a predicted model, not a curated record. The transcript is spliced from 4 exons. Gene Ontology annotation, biological process: mRNA cis splicing, via spliceosome.